Messenger RNA from Entelurus aequoreus (snake pipefish), 4632 nucleotides. It is a transcript of the gene bend3, whose product is annotated as BEN domain containing 3. The coding region runs from base 721 to 3189 and encodes 822 amino acids. The record is from RefSeq and is a predicted model, not a curated record. Gene Ontology annotation, biological process: rDNA heterochromatin formation. The transcript has 3 exons. Gene Ontology annotation, molecular function: DNA binding. Gene Ontology annotation, cellular component: heterochromatin. Lineage: Eukaryota; Metazoa; Chordata; Actinopteri; Syngnathiformes; Syngnathidae.
UGGGAUCACUACCGCCCUCUACCACCAGGAGGCCGGAUUACUGCGAGCCUCAACCAGUGAGGCCCCGCCUCCCCUACCUCUAGUGACUGCACGCCACUGGUAUGUAGUCUAUCUGCUCAUUCAUAUCUAUGGCUGAAAGUGUUGCUGGACGGCAGCUGUACUGUACGGUAACACGGUUCCUAUAAGCCUUCUGUUGCGGUACUUAUUCUUUUUUGUUUCACUACUUCGCAUUCAAGCUAGCUUGUCCUGUUUUCUCUCUUCUGUGUCCACGCUAACCCAUUGUUAUCUUAUGGUUGGUUAUGACCAAAAGGAGAACUAAUGUUUAGAGACCAUUAGCAUUAUUCAUUUUGCAUUUUAGAAGCCUCCGUAUUACUUUAACAUAUGUAAAGAAUUGAUAUUUUGACAUUUGUCUAUCGAUAUAAUGAAUAUUCCAUGUUCUAUUCGUGAUGCAUUGGGGAAUCAAUCAUUUUUCCCACCUAUUUAUGAGUCAGGAAAGUGGAAAAUCAUCAUGCCCUUUAACUAUUACAAAAUCUUAAACUAUUUUCACUCAGGUUUCUGUUUUGUUUUUGAUAGCCAUUGCCUGGUUUUGCUCGCAUUUGGUGACAUAUUCAGUGCUUCGUUGUGGUUAGCAUUCGAACUUGCCUUUCUCAGGCGGUCUCGGUACACCUGUUUGGUCCGUCUUGGGUGGGUUUGGUAGAGUGCGUUGACACCUGACCAAAAAUGACAAGUGUGAACACACAGCAAAUACGCAAAAAGGGAGGUACGGUGGUUAUUCAAGACAUUAUUAUGUUCUUAUCGGCAGAACACAAGCAUGUUAAAAAAUCUAAAGAGACUGAGGACUUUGCUGUUUGUGAGGCACUGGGAGAGUGUGGGGGAGGAUCUCCUGGGGCCAAUGAGGCUGGUAAACGGACCUCUGCAGAAAUGGAGCCUGACGCUAAGCAGUACUCAACUAGCAAGCGAGUCAGAAUCGCAGGAGAGAUGAGGCACUACUUGACAGAUGACAGCAGCCGCCAGGAGCCUCUGUGUCUCAGCACGAGCAACGUUAAGAGGGACAACAUCCGUGGGAAAUCCAGAGUUUCUUACAGAAAGCCUCUGUUCAGUAUCUCCCACAGGAUCUCUGAGAAGAAGAACACGCCAAGUGUAGAUCAGCAGGCUGAUCAAGGUGCUGGACAUAAGGCUGGCCUCUUCUCUUCCGCUCUCCUAAGUUCAGAAGGAAAUGGCUUACCGGAAGCUUUGUCAAGCCUGGAUGGUUCAGGCCAAGUGUGGUCAAAAGACUCUAACCUCUACCCUCUGAUUGAGAAAAUGUUUUUCAUUCUCAACAGUCUAAGUUCCAGCAUGACUCAGUUGCAUAGCAAAGUGGACCUUUUAAGUCUUGAGGUUAUGCGAAUAAAGAAGCAUAUCAAACCAGUGGAGAUGGUGGCAGACUUCCAACCUCCUCCUGAGUAUCUGCUAACAAGCGAAGAGUUGAAUUCUUUAAUGAAGCAGACAUCCAGUGCUGGGGAGCUGGGGUGUCGCUUACUGGUACAUCUCUUCCCCGAGCUGUUCAAAGCCAGGGAGCGCUCCCAUGACUGUGUGACAAGCAAGAGAUCACUGGAGUCUCUACAUCUGCAGCUGAUCCGUAACUAUGUGGAGGCAUGCUAUCCAUCGGUCAGGAACCUUAGUGUUUGGCAGGAUGAGUGUCUCCCUCAGCUAAAUGACUUUUUUAAUCGUUUCUGGGCUCAGAGGGACAUGGAAAGCGGUAGGCUGCUAAGGAAGCAGACAAUAGCAGGGGAAGAGAUCACAGCGGCACAUCCUCAAACCUAUCGUUUCAUAAAUGAGCAGGGUCGUGAGGAGCACAUUCUUCAGGGCAAUCAGCAGAGCAGCUUGGUUGGACCGUUCAACGAUCAAGCCACAGAGGAGCUGGAUGAGCUCGCCUCUCCUGAAGACUUAGUAAUUUUCCUCAUGCAUCGACUCUUCCCCGAGCUUUUUGAAGAGGGCAAUAAAGUGUCAGAGGGCUCAAAUUGUUUAAACAGCAUGGGCCAACUGAUUCUAGACUCUGACAGGAUGGAAAUCAUAAAAACGUACAUGGAAACUAAUUUUCCUGAUGUGCCUGAGGAGAGUUGGCUUCAGGUGUGCAUUCAGCACAUGGAGGAUGCACUCGAUUGUCCUCACAGCAACGGCAAUGGAAGUGAGCCUGACAACAUCAACGACGAGAGCUACGAUCUGGCCAGCAUUCCUGAGGAAGGUUCUGUCCUGAAGGUUUUGGACAUAUGUGGCAAUGAAAGGACCUCACGAAAGCCCAAAAGGUCACUGCUAUCACCCAUUGAUUUUGACAAUAUGGAGAUCCCUUUACCUAACUUUACUGUUCCACAGGAGCUCCUCUUGUCCAAUGAGCAGCUUAAGUAUAACUAUGAAUGUAGCUUGUCCAUCGGAAACUUCGCCUCCCGCCUGCUAGUUCUUAUGUUCCCUGAGCUCUUCACCCACGAGAACACCCGGAAGCAGUACAACUGCAGCGGUUCUCUCGGGAAAAAGCAGCUGGAUCCCCUUCGUGUGAACCUGGUCCGUCAUUAUGUGCAGCUGGUCUACCCGCAAGCAAGGAACGACCGAGUGUGGACAAUGGAGUUUGUGGGCAAACUUGACGAGAGGUGCCGUAGACGGGACACCGAACAGAGAAGAUCCUACCUGCAGCAUCGCAAAGUGUAUGGUCAAGAUGCAGAGCAGGACUUUGGCCUGAACCAGCUCCAUCCAGAUGCCUUGAGGGAGGAUCCAGAAAUUCCCUUGUUGCCCCCCGAGAAAAGCAGUAAAGACUUUUGCAAAAUUCCUCUGGAUGAACUAACUGUAUCCAAACCAGACUUCCCGGUCCAGUCAGUUUACCUGCUCUCGGAUGUGGAAGUUCGGGAAAUAGUCCAGCAGAGUCUCUCUGUGGGGAACUUUGCCGCACGACUGUUGGUGCGCCUCUUCCCAGAACUAUUCACGCAGGACAACCUGCGACUGCAGUACAACCAUUCUGGGGCCUGCAACAAGAAACAGCUGGACCCAGCGCGCCUCAGACUUAUCCGCCACUACGUGGAAACUGUGUAUCCUGUGGAGAAAAUGGAGGAGGUGUGGCACUACGAGUGUGUGCCAAGCAUCGACGAGCGCUGCAGGCGCCCUAAUCGGAAGAAAUGUGACAUUCUGAAGAAGGCUAAAAGGUCAAACAGUGUGUUGUAGUCAGCUUUCCUGACCAACUACCCCCCACCCAGAAAAAUACUUUAUCAUUGCACAGCAUAUAAGCUCAACUUUUACAAACCUGUCCUUUUUUAGGAUGAAGCCAACCUGUCACAUGUUUUCUGUACAAUUCUUAUUUUUAGAUUUAGACUAUUAUUGUUGGAUAAAAAGUUUUGAAAGAUAUUAAAAAAGCCAAAAUUGUCACAUGUAAUCUAACAUAAUUUUCACCUUAGACAAUUAAACAAUAGUAGUUGAUUACAUAGUUUUCUAUAUGAACAAAUUGCAAAGAUGUGACAUAUUUACAACACUGCAGUUUCUGAUGUAACAUUGUGUCACCCGUUUUAAUAACAAUGUGCUUAUAUUAAGCCUUAUGGAUGUUUGUGUUAAAGAAAAAUUAACAUUAAAGAUCACUUAGUUAUUUCUAAUGAAAAUCAUAUGACUGUGCUGUUACAUUAAUAAUUGGUGCAUACUCUGUUGGGCAUUCAUAUAGAAUUUAUUUAACGGUUAUUUAAACCUUAUUGGACAUUUUGUGUGACUUUUAUGUUGGCCGGCAGCACCAAUAUUUUUAUUCAGCAGGUGUAUAGUUGCACAACUUUGUCACACCACAAAAGCAUCAAAAAUAGUAAAAAUCGCACAAUACAAGUCAGAAUAUCCAAGUGCAUAUUUACUGGAUAAUAGGAAAGCGCUACCUUCAGUUUUUAAAUGUCAAAAAUCACAGACCUGUUUUUCCUCUAUAAUCCUUGCUGGACACUUGUUUGAGGAUACGAUACCGUGUCAUUGUAUCAUUGCUGACGCCGGUCGAUACAAUUACAAUCCAUUCAUACUGGGCUUCGAGGCUUGAAGGCCUCAUCCUGCGGUAACUCUAUAAACUUCCACCGCCGUAAGGAAAUUUUGUGCUUUUCCGCAUUGUUGGAUUUACCCAGAAACUUUUUGAGGAUGACUCUUUUUAGAGUAACAGUCUUUGCACCUGAGUUCUCUGACAGCACCAUGUCCAAAGUGUCCCCAACUUUUACCUGAGAGUACAUAGAGUAAGAACAGUCAGGACAAACAACAUACAUGAAGUGUAUCCAAUAACCGGUCGGGUCAUUUAUUAGUAAACACACCCACCGUUUUACUUUUCUUGAUGAGGGGUUGUCCAUUUAGUCGGAGAUUGUUGCUGUAAAAGCUGUCUUCGAUUUUACUGUCAUGACAAAAGAAAGUAUGCCAAAAAUUACAGGUGGAACUAAAAAAACAUCUGAAUAUUGUGCAAAGGUUUAUUUAUUGAAACGAAUAUACGACAUACAGUGCAUCCGGAAAAUUUUCAGAGCUUUACUUUUUUCCACAUUUUGUUAUGAUACAGCCUUUUUUCAAAAUGGAAUAAAUUCAUUUUGUCCUUAAAAUUCUACACACAAUACCCCAUAAUAACGAUGUGAAAAGUUUUCUUUUUAAAUUUGCAAAUAUAAAAAA